UUAAGCGAAAAAAGAAAGGGAGUGAAAGAGUGAACGUAGCAGCAAGGCAAAUGUUUUCUUUUCUCUUUGUGCUGGAAAUUGGCCUCUUUCUCUCUUUCUCUUUUUUUGUUGUUUGUCUCCCCUCUGACUGGAGGGGAGGCGACAGAGGCAGGGCCGGCUUUUGUGGAGUUUAGCGCCGGGAUCACAGCUUUGUCACUGUGUUUGUGUCGCUCGCACACUCACACACACGCACACACACAUGCGGCACACGUGCAGCCACCGGGCUUCCUCUUCAUGCAGCACAGGAGAGAUCUACAGUGGAUGGAGCCUAUCAGCAGCAGCCUACGGGAGAUAUCUCCAUCUGGACUGUGAACUGUUGGAGCCAUCAAGGCCUCAGUGAUGUCCUCUGUUUUUUGGAUUAGACUGCAUUUGCCUGUACAGCACAGUUGUUUAUUUGCUGAUGACUGUCGGACCGGUUCAUGUGGAGGGAGUGAGUGAUUGUUUGGACACGGAUUGGGUAACAAAAACAAGGAAGGAAGAGAAAGCAAAAGAGAAAAGGAGAGAUAGAGUGAGGGAUGAAAUAUCUGAUGCUUGCUGAGAUAAGAGCUAGUUUGGGAUUGAGAUGAGAGUGAGAUGAAGGGAUUUGUUUGGCACUAGAGAUAUAGAGGGAGGGUGGAAGAAGAGGGAAAGAGAGAGAGAGAGAGAGAGAGCAGUGGGAGGGAGGAGAGACAGAGGAUCCAGCCCUCUGGGACAGCAGUGUGUGUUUUGGGGGGUGGACAGAGUGGCUUUGUAUGCAGAACAUCACCGGACACCGACGGGAGGGACGCUGUCAGUUGUUCUCUGUGUGUGUCUGUAGUGAAACCAGACCUACCUCUGAUCCCAGCACCACACACACUCCUCCAUCUGCUGCCCAGGAGCCUGCCUUCUGCCUCCUCUGGACUGAACGCCCCCCCUCCUUCCGACUCUCUCGUGUGUGUGUGUGUGUGUGUGUGUGAAUGUGUGUUAAAAGUCUUGAAGAGCUGAUUCUUGGAGAUCAGGAGCAACAGGCUGUGAUGUGGAACUUGUGGGAUUAAAACUUCUUCUGGAGGCUCGGCAGUGACAGGGAUGGACCGGAGCCAGGAGACGAGUAGUACAGACUGUUGAGUCAAUGACCACAAGAUCCCGGAGGAAGAUUUGCAAGCUCCACUAAAACCACCCCAUCCUCCCUGCGCUCGAUCGUAUCUUCCCUACAUCUGCGUCUGAGGUCUCGUGUAGUCGCCGAGCGUGCAAGCGGCCCAUGUGGGCGGUGAGGGAUGCGGAUCUGAGCAAACUCCGCGCCCCGAUGCCCGCUGCUAUGCUCCCGUGCCCUGCGCCGGCCGGGUCUGACUGGAGCUUCCAGAACCCGGUGGGGGUGGACUGCAGCUCCCCUGAACCACGCUGCAUCUGGCUGGCGGUGCUCCGCGGCACCACGGGCCCAGCGCCGCCGCCGUCCCCACCACCCGCCAUGCCCACUGGGCACAGCAAGAGCUCUCAUCAGGCCAGGGCUAAGGGGCGGAGGGAUGGUCUCUCCUCAGCUGGUGACAACCCUCGGCCGCCGAUGGCGACCCGGCCGGGAAGAGAGGGGGUCGGCGUGGGCUGGAAGGGUCCCCGGACGCUGGUCCUCCAUAAGAACUCCCAGGGUUUCGGUUUCACGCUACGCCACUUCAUCGUUUACCCUCCAGAGUCCGCCCUGCACACCAACCUCAAGGAUGAGGAGAACGGUAAUGGGAAGGGGUAUCAGAAAGGUCGGCUGGAGCCGAUGGACACCAUAUUUGUGAAGAAUGUGAGAGAGAAAGGUCCGGCCCACCAGGCGGGCUUGUGCACAGGGGAUCGGCUGGUGAAAGUGAACGGAGAGAGUGUUCUAGGAAAGACGUACUCGCAGGUGAUCGCCCUCAUUCAGAACAGUGAGAGUGUGUUGGAGCUCUCCAUUAUGCCAAAAGAUGAAGAUGUGCUUCAGUUGGUAAGUGCAUACUCCCAGGAUGCCUACCUGACAGGCAACGAACCCUACGCAGGGGGAGCUGAGAACCUCCCGCCACCACCCCCCCUCUGUUACCCACGCACCAAGACCACGCCCCCUGCCGGAGCCCCUCCGUCUGCCCCCAUGGGCCAGAACCAGCUGGAUAACUGGAGUCGCUGGCCAGGCUCUUCCAGCCCGUCUUCACCCUUGGAUAACCGCUCUGCUGUGGGCAGCCCCGCCAGCUGGCAGGAGGGGCGAGCAGGAGAGCCAGGAGGUGUGGGUCACAGCAGCCCAGCUCACCGCACAGAGGAGAUCCAGUACGGUAUGACCAGCCAGCAGCCUCAGGGCCAGACCAGGGGGCGCUCCUACUCCUCCUCUUCCUCGUCAGGAGGCCCCCUUUCCAGCCCGCUUCAGGUCCACUACCCCAACCACCACGCCACCAGCUCCGCGCAGCCCCAGCCACGAAAGUCCAGCUCGGCCUGGAGCAGCCCUCCCCUGCCCCAGCUCAGCCACAGCCGCAAUGAGCGCUGCCAGCAGGCCCUCUCUGACUGGUACUACAGCCAGCUGCCUGAGCACUCAGGACGCUGCAUGCAGACCCGCCACCGCAGCUACUCUCAGGACCGGCUCAGUGAAACCAGGAGGCAGCAGCAGCGCACAGGUGGCUGGCCACACAGCGCCUCCCAGGACACUCUGCUGUUAUUACAGCAGUCAGGACCAGGACCUCACGGAGAGCCCUGCUGGUCAUAUGGGGACUGGGAGGGGGGCCCAGGCAGGGGCCACCCUGCCUCUAACUACACUCGAACUCGCUCUGAAAACCUUCUGGCCCAGUACGAUCGUCACGGCCGCUCGUUAGAGAUGCUAGACCGAGCAGCAGCUGGAGUGGUCUCACCUCGCUUUGAGAGGCCUUCGUGGCACCAGCAGGCUCCCCAGCCGCCCCCCAGGACUGACGCCUACCCAAGGCAGGGGAGCCAUUUCGGUGCAGUGCAAGCUCCUCCGAUGCCCAGACACACACAGUCACAUUCUAAACACCACCCACAGCCCCACACCCAGGCCCACCCCCAGCCCCAGACCCAGCAGGCUGCCCCCCAGACCCGGCGGCUUCCCCCAGGGCAGAGCAUGGACGACCAGCCAGUAGGCUACCGCAGCUACAGCCCCUCUUUUUACCGCAAGACGGGCCGCAUCAUGCAGCAGGCCCACUCUUUCAGGGACCCCUCAUACUCUGGCCCUCACUUGAACUGGAACCCAGCGCCUAAAACCAGCCCCCCGGAGGGCACAGCGGCACCCAUCACCUCCUCUGCCGCAUCUCCCCUCGCCUCUGCCACCCCCGAAUCCCAGGACAGAGCGUACAGGCCGACGAACCACGAGAGGGAACGAGGGUCAGUGGAGGGGCAGGCGGAGGCGGUGCCGCAGACCCAGGAAGUGGUGCUGAGGCAGAAACCUCCCACCGGGCGGAGGAACGCCCACGGCAUGCGUCACCCCCACUACGCGUUGCCCAUGGAUGGGCUAGAACCCUCUAUGUUUUCUUCUGAUCCCCAGGACUCAGCCCCCGCCCCCAGUUCCACAGGAGAUGUAGCGCCACGCAAACCGAACGGCAACCUCGCCCCCCUCCCCAUAGAGGAUGACUCUCUGGCCUCCAUCCCCUUCAUAGAUGAGCCGACGAGCCCCGGCGCUGAUUUGCGCGCCCGCCACGUGCCGGCGUCCUCGGUGGUGUCCAGCGGCAUGAGUUCGGCGCCCGCCGUUGUCACCAGCCCCGCCUCCCCCACCUUCACCUUCCCCCUCACUAGGCUCUUCUCACAUGACUGCAGCAGUAUUAAAUCCAGUCGCCGUUCCUCCUAUCUUCUAGCCAUCACCACAGAGCGCUCCAAGUCAUGUGACGAAGGACUCAACACGUUCAGAGAGGAAGGCCGGGUCUUCUCGAGGCUGCCAAAGAGAGUGAAGAGCUUCUUCACCGAUGGGUCACUGGAUAACCUUGGGACAGCAGAGGAGGUUCGAUCUAAACGCCACUCCACCUCAGAGCUGGGAAACAUCACUUACAGCGACGUACGGCGAGAGGGGUGGCUGCAUUUCAAACAAAUCCUCACAGAGAAGGGCAAGAAGGUGGGCAGUGGUAUGCGUCCAUGGAAGCGAGUGUUUUCAGUGCUCCGCUCCCAUUCGCUGUUCCUCUAUAAGGACAAGAGGGAGGCGGUGCUUCGCGGGGCCACGAUCGGCGGCUCAGCAGAGGACGAGCAGCCGAUCAGCAUCCGGGGCUGCCUGGUGGACAUCGCAUACAGCGAGACCAAACGAAAGCACGCCCUGAGACUGACCACCCAGGACUUCUGUGAGUACCUGCUGCAGGCAGAGGACCGGGAGGACAUGCUGGACUGGAUCAAGGUCAUCAGGGAGAACAGCAAGACAGACAAUGAGGAGCUCGGCUUCUCCAGACAGGCCCUCAUCAAUAAGAAACUGAACGAUUACAGAAAACAAAGUCCAACAGGCAGCAAGCCCGACUCCUCUCCCAGGAUGCCCCGCAUGAAGCCUCCCUUCCUGCUCGCCAAGACGGAGAACGCCGCUGGAGCGCCGCGCUCCCCAAAACCAGAGGGCAAAGAUGAGAGCAGCCCGCCGAAGUCUCCGUGGGGCAUCAACAUCAUGAAGAAGACGAAGAAGGCCGGGCCCAAAGCUUUCGGUGUGAGGUUGGAGGAAUGUCAGCCAGGCGCAAAUAACAAGUUCAUCCCGAUGAUCGUGGAGAUCUGCUGCGGUCUGGUGGAGGAGAUGGGUCUGGAAUACACUGGGAUCUACAGGGUUCCUGGGAAUAACGCCAUGGUGUCGAUGCUCCAGGACCAGCUCAACAAGGGCGUCGACAUCAACCCUGCAGAGGAGAAGUGGCAGGACCUCAACGUCGUCAGCAGUUUACUCAAAUCUUUCUUCAGGAAACUUCCAGAGCCACUCUUCACCAACGACAAGUACAACGACUUCAUUGAUGCCAAUCGGAUGGAAAAUGCAUCAGACAGAUUAAAGACCAUGAAGAAACUGAUCCGAGACCUCCCAGAUCAUUAUUACCACACACUGAAGUUCCUGGUCGGUCACCUGAAGACUGUAGCAGACCACUCAGAUAAAAACAAGAUGGAACCUCGUAACCUGGCUCUGGUGUUCGGACCGACUCUGGUUCGGACGUCCGAGGACAACAUGAAAGACAUGGUCACACACAUGCCUGACCGAUACAAGAUAGUAGAGACGCUCAUCCAACAUUACACUUGGUUUUUCACUGAGGAGCUAGACAAGGAUGAAAAGACGCCGGUGGACACGGAGGACGUGCAACCCGCCCCCAACAUUGACCACCUGCUGUCCAACAUCGGCAGGACCGCUCUGCUCGGGGAGGCCUCAGACUCAACCAACAGUGACUCAGCUAAAUCAAAGGGGUCGUGGGGGUCAAAGAAGGACCUGACAGCCAAGGACUUCCUGACUCUGUCCAUUAUGUCAGCUGUAACAGGCCGCAAACGCAGAAAGCGUCAUAACGCCCGCCGUGUGGGCAGCAGCACCGACGACGACUCGGAGCACGAGCCAAUCAAAGCCGGACAUCUAGGGGCAGAGGAGGAAGAGGAGGCAGAGUCACCUGUAGGCGACACUGCUCCUCGGGCGGAGGGAGAGGAGGAUGACGAUGAAGAGGAAGAAGAAGAAGAAGAAGAGGAAGAUGAGGAAGUUGUAGAAAGCGGAGCGAAAGAGGAGGUAGAAGAAGAUGAGGCGGUGGUGAGUAUUCCCAGUCGGCCGUGCUGUAAAGAGGAAGAGGAGACGGGAGGGAGGCAGGCAGCGAUGUUGCUGCAGGAGGAGGAGACACGGGUGGAGGUGAAGGGGCCGCCAUGGCGAGCGCCAGAGGACGCGCGUUCUAUCGUUUCUGGUUACUCCACCCUGUCCACGCUAGGGCGCAGCCUGGGGUCAGAGGGAAGGGGGGACGACGCCGAUGACGAGCACAGCGAGCUGGUGAGCGAGACGGAUAAUGAGAGUGGCUUCGCCUCGCGCUCCCUCACCCAGGAGAGACCCGAUAAACACCCGACUACACCCGUGAACGCACAGCCGCCAGCAGCCCCGCGCAGCUUCCUCUACACACACUACAAACCCCCUGUUCUCUCGCCCACAAACCUGCUCGCCCCGCCCACACCCCUCACCCACACCCCGGACUCUGCAGAGAGGAGUGAAGGAGGAGCGCGCUCCACCACGCCCUCGUCCUCCUCCUUCUCAUCCUCCUCCACCACUCACAGACUGCACUCGCGGCCUUCCUUCAACUCCCACAAGCUGAUCCAGUGCGACACUCUGGCCAGGAAGAAGCUGAAGUCGGAGAAGGCCAAGGCUCGCUCCCUGGACCUGUUGGAGCUGUCCGAGACCAUGGCUCAGGGUGAUGGGGCUGGCUCUGGGUCUGAAGGUGCACCCAGAGUGAGGAGAGAGACCUCCAGAACCAACCCCUCCUCUGGCAGCAGCCAGGAGAGCCUGCGCCCGGCCCGGCCCAAACCCGCUCUGCCGCCCAGCGAGGCCGCCUCCUUCACCCCAACCGGCCCUGGCGGCAGGUCUCUAGCCGAGCAAGUCCGCGCCCGACUGCUGGGCUCGGCCGACGACCUGCGCAGCGUGGGGCUGCGGAAACCGCUGUCGCCAGAGACGCGGAGGAAGAGACGGGCCUGGCGCAGGCACACGGUGGUGGCCUCCCCGACCGAGACGUCCGACAAGAGACCCCCGCUGAUUGUCAAUGAAUUCCCCUUGUCUCCUAUCAAUCAAAACCAGGUCAAAACACCAGGGCUGCCUCGGGAUGCAGACGGGCUCGAACAAGGACCGGCUACUCGUCAAGCACCCACCUCUAGAUUCCACCAAUACCUGUGAAGCCCUGCCAGCUGGCCCCAAGCUCCACUCUGAGGGAAAAGAGGCUGAAGCUGCUGACUCUAAGGGGGGGUCCGGCCGAGCUGCUGGCUCCCUGCAGGUCAGUAGACUGUCAGCAGCAGUGUUAACAGGGUUGUGGUUAGUUGCCAGGUGCAACACAGUGUACCAAUGAACAGGUCUUUAACAGCAGCCCACCCUUUUCUUUUUGAUAAGCUCCGUUUGCAUGGCAAGGGGCAUUCCAGUGUUGCCAAAGCUUUUUUUUUUUCUUUUUCCUAUAUGUGUGCUUUUAUAGAAAUAAUACAGGAACAGGACAGAGACACAAACAGACCUCAUCACAUCCAAUGUUACAGCCAAGAAUUCUCAUUCGAGUAAUAACCAAGCAUCCUUCCCUGUCAUCUCUUCCUUCCGGGCCUGGCUCACAGACGGCAUUUAAAUCAAAGGGUUAAACCCCUUCAAGAGAACAGAGGAGGAUGUUGAAAAUACAGCCUGCCUCUGGUUCUUGAGAGAAUGGUGCUUCUUAACUUAAAGUGGAAUUACAAAAUUUCUCCAAACCUUCUUCAAGUGAGCCAGAGGAGACAGACUCUUAACAAUUCCAAAUUUAAUGGUCAGGUUAAAACCAUUUGAAGUGGGAUCUCAACUGAUUUUUCAUAUCAGUCUUCCUAAUCUGUUACUCCUCAGACCACAGACACUGUAAUACUCAUCAUUUAUACUCCAAACGAUAGGUCACAAACACAGAAAUACAGUCGUCUCUCUCUCUCCCUACUUGUUAAUAAUGUUUAUGUGUGUUUGCGCAACAAUAUUCGUGAUAAUGUCCGAGCGUGCAAGUGUUUGUGUUGAACAGUUUUUGUAACAUUUGUACAAAGCCUUGUUAAGUUAACCUUGUAAAUAUAAAAUAUUAUGUUAUCAUAUUUGUUUUUACUUUUUUUAGUUCUUUUUUUAUGGUUUACAAAAAGUGCGUACAAGUGCACAGUCAUUUCUUUCAAGAUGUUACUUGAAAUGUUUCCCUUAAUAUAUUCUUUUUUGUUUUAUAUUCUCUCUCUACAUAUAUAUAUAUAUAUAUAUUAUAUAUAUAUUUUGUACUAAAGUUAAAAAAGGUCUUUUAUUGUGAUUUCACCUCUUGGGUGUACCUGUUCAAAGGAGACGAGAUAAAUAUGACUAACCCCCUUCCUUAUUUCCUCAUAGAUGGCCUUUCUCUCUGAUUCUCAGCACUGUGCAGAAAACUUUUAUCUCAUGAGAUACAGUCUUAGAAAUAAGUUUAUCUGGUGACUACACAUUCAGCAAUGUUGCAUCAACAUGUAGCAAGAUAAAAAAAAAGUAAUCUGGUAAUUAUUACAUUAUAUUGGACAGCUUGCAGGCAGCUCAGCACCACACUGUGAUGGCUGACCUCAUCAUUUGUUUUGUUAUUCAUGUCUGGGAUUACUUCACAGAUCUGCUCAUAUUUACUGAGCUCAAGACAAAGUGGUGUUCCGUCUUGUAAUAAAAGACAAGACAAGAAGCCUGAGUUUAACAGACUGUUAAAAGAUGUACAAACGGCUGCAUUUUCACUUCAAGCGAUUACGCGUUUUCAUCACAUCCCCUCUCGGGGGGUGUGUGUGUGGGGAGGAGGUGGUGGUGUUUCCAUAAGGUCAGGAUCUAAUAAAUCCUCCCAGACUGGGGAAAUGGUACAUUAGAGGAAAUGAAUACAGAACAACCACCAUCAUUAAUCUAUUGUUUUUAUGACCCAUCAUCAGAAAAUAACACAAACAGGAGGUGCAACUUCCAAAGUCAUGAGAGACUCGCCUGUUUUCAUCUAACCAAACAACCCAGUGAAAAGAAAUGGUGAUAAUAAUAUUAAUGAUAAUAAUAAUGGUAAUAAAUGAUAAGUUACAGUCUUUGUCUUACCUCAAGAUAUUUUCUACAAGUGCCUGAUUUCUGGAAUGUGUUUUUGUUCUGCAGUGCCAUGCGCGGUUCUUAUCUUUCCGUUUCCCUUUGUUGUUUCUGGGUCUCCUCCCUCCUCUCCUGUGGUUGAUGGUCUAAUAACUAAGGCACUGACCCAAAGAUGUAUACAUUGAAUACAAGCGGUCUAACUGAGAGGCUGUAAAAGAAAAUGAAAAAGAAGCACACUUCAAGCCAAGGAUAUGUCUAUGCACUCUCUUUGCCUUUUAACGCAGGCAUUUAACAGCUAUUCCCGAUGCUGCUAAGAGGGAAGAGGCAUAGUGCUUUCUCUCAGCUGCUUUCUUUCUUAACAAACUGAGGCCAUCUCUCUCUGCCUAUAGCGAUCCACAGUGUGUGAAUAUGGUACACCUAACAAAGCCCUACCCUAAAACUGCAUUAGGUCAUGCCAGGCAACAUCCUGUUUCCUAAAGAUGAACUUAACAGCCUCAUCAGAGGGAAGCUCAUCAUGUUGGUGUGUGUUGUCUGAAAUGUGAUUCACCUAAUGUCUCAUUGUUGUAUUUUAAGUCUUUUUGUACAUACUAUCUUAAUAUGUAACAUACUGUAUUGUGUACAUUUGGAAUUGCUUUUGAGUAUAACUAAUAUGAAAAUGACUGGACUUAAAAAGGUUGUCCGCCUGAAACCAUUUCCCCUCAUGGCUGUGUGCUUUAAAGCAAGGUUAUAUGAUGUAAAUAAACAGAACUAUGUUUAAAAAAA
Molecule: messenger RNA, 9421 nt
Organism: Lates calcarifer (barramundi perch)
Lineage: Eukaryota; Metazoa; Chordata; Actinopteri; Centropomidae
Gene: arhgap23a
Product: Rho GTPase activating protein 23a
Exons: 24
Coding region: 1256-6796 (1846 amino acids)
Biological process (GO): signal transduction
Molecular function (GO): protein binding
Source: RefSeq, a predicted model, not a curated record